AUGGACAAUACUCUGCAGCAGCCCGACUUUUCCGUUGCUGCCGGAGGCCUGAGGUUGGCAGCGGACAACUUAGAGUUGUGCCAAAAUAUACCGGGUGUCGACGACGGUCGGCGGCAACUACAAGCGACGGAGCGGUUAAUGGUCCGCUUGGACGAAAUUCAGCAGGAGCAGCGGCAUGCUUUUGCUCGAUUCCAGUCCGCACUGGAAGCCCUUACCAGGGAGAACACUGCUAGGUAUAGGGAUAUGAACCGCUACAUUGCAUUGGAGAACAGCGUGAUUGUUGAGGGAACCGGGCAGCUAGAGCCCCUAUACAGUCUUUCCACCGGCCGAGUCAUAACUGCCUUCCCGAGUCGAGUUGCGGAUGUAAAUCGUCUGUACCCGACGUAA
Pochonia chlamydosporia 170 is the source of this 387-nucleotide messenger RNA. RefSeq lists its product as hypothetical. The coding region runs from base 1 to 387 and encodes 128 amino acids. NCBI's taxonomy places the organism in Eukaryota, Fungi, Ascomycota, Sordariomycetes, Hypocreales, Clavicipitaceae. The transcript has 3 exons. The record is from RefSeq and is a predicted model, not a curated record.